CUCAAAGCGGAAAUCGCCUGUCUUUGGUCUUCCGGUCUUGCCAAACAGUAUGGCGAACCUCGAGCAUGCUGAGGACAACCCAAAACAUGUGAAAAUGUCUGGUGACGUCUCCGCCGACAGUGCUGCAGUGCAGCCGGCCGAAGUGUCCUCUGCACCGGACAGAUACGCGGGCGCGGUCCCGUGCUCUAUCCCGUCGUUCGCAGCCGCCUCCGGGCUGCUGUCAGCUCCGUACUCGUGUCUGGUCAUGAACACGCACCGGAGACACAUCGGCCUGCCGCCCGUGUACCUGAAUAAGAAGAGGACAGGCAUCCAGGAGGAGCUGGAAGCCGAGCUGCUCAAGUUCUCCGAGAGUCUAAAGGGAGUUCCCUUGGCUUAUGACAACAUCAGGAUUGUGGGCCAGCACGGAGACAUCUACGACGACAGCGGCUACAUCCACAUGAACAUAGAGGCCAACUUUGUUGUCUUUCAGCCCGAAAAAGGACAGAAACUGCUGGGAAAGGUGAAUAAACUAGGACCAAGCCAUGUGGGCUGCCUGGUGCACGGCUGCUUCAACGCCAGCAUCCCCAAACCCAACCUGGUUCCUAUGGAAACCUGGCGGGACGCAGGGCCCAGAAUUGGAGCAGAGAUCGUGUUUGAGGUGACUGCGCUUGACGCUGACGCUGUGGGAGUUCUGCUGAUCAGAGGACGACUGGACAGGACCAGG
Micropterus dolomieu (smallmouth bass) is the source of this 703-nucleotide messenger RNA. It is a transcript of the gene polr1f, whose product is annotated as RNA polymerase I subunit F. The record is from RefSeq and is a predicted model, not a curated record. Gene Ontology annotation, cellular component: RNA polymerase I complex. NCBI's taxonomy places the organism in Eukaryota, Metazoa, Chordata, Actinopteri, Centrarchiformes, Centrarchidae. Gene Ontology annotation, biological process: DNA-templated transcription; DNA-templated transcription initiation.